GCGGCCGAUUUUCACUCUUUGUUUCGUUUCAUAUAGAUUGUUGAAAGAACUGACCAGCGAGGCAGUGUUUGUACAUCACAAAGAGAAAUACUCUUGAUUGCGUUGAAGUAGCAAGAUGGCAUCUCCCUUCCAACUUCCCAACGGCAAGCCGAAGACGGUCAUAGUAACAGGAGGCGCCGGCGGUAUUGGAGCCCAGACCGUUCGCGCUUUCCACGAAAAAGGCUGCAACGUUGUCAUCGCAGAUCUGCCCUUCUCCAGAGAUGCCGCUCACGAACUCAUCUCUUCUCUGUCCAAUUCCAGCCGCGCAAUGUACUUCCCGUCCAACAUUGCGGAUUGGGAGAAUAUGCGUGCGCUAUUCCGAGAGAGUAAGAAGAUGUAUGGACAAGUGGACAUUGUGAUUGCCAAUGCAGGGAUGAUGGAGAGCAGUAACUUCUUUGAUUUUGAGGAAGACGAAGGAGGAGAGUUGGUAGAGAGCAGAGAUUCUCAGAGGGUGAUCGAUGUCAAUCUGAAGGGAACGCUGAACAGUUCUAUUAUACUGAUUGCCUCAACAUCUGGUUACUUUGGAGGCACUGGGGUCGUCUCCUACAUUUCGACCAAGCACGCAGUUGUAGGAGCAGCCCGUGCAUCCCAACGCAAAGCGAAGGAGCUGAACAUCCGUGUCAAUGUGCUAGCGCCUUUUUUCACGCCCACUUAUAUCACAGGCCGCUAUUCGGACGAGUGGAAGAAACGAGGCCUGCCAGCGAACACUGUCGAAGACGUUGCAAAUGCGGUAAUAUCAACAAGUACAGACCCAGCGAGAAAGGGUCAUCACGUUAUGGUUGCUGGAUCCUUCAUCAAGGAGAUCGAAAUAGCCAGGACAGCCCUGACGAAACAGUGGCUAGGAGAAGAUAUCGCAGAUGUCAUGGCGAAAGGCGGCCAAUUUUUUGAUGACAUGGGUGGCUAUCCUAUGCCGAAACCUAGAGAGUGA
Molecule: messenger RNA, 967 nt
Organism: Paraphaeosphaeria sporulosa
Lineage: Eukaryota; Fungi; Ascomycota; Dothideomycetes; Pleosporales; Didymosphaeriaceae
Product: NAD(P)-binding protein
Exons: 3
Coding region: 116-967 (283 amino acids)
Source: RefSeq, a predicted model, not a curated record